AUGACAAUAGAUGAACUUCAGAAGGAACUAGAUUCGAUUAAAAAAGAAAAAGCAGAUAUGAGAAAAGAACUCAACCAAACAUUUGAAACAAUGAAUAAAAAAAUUGCUGAAGCAAGAACCGAAUUUGACAAAGAAUUGGAUAAUCAAGCACUAAAUUUAGAGCAAGCAAUUAAGGAUUACCGAGAAGCAAUUGUUGAGCUUAGAUCUUCCAAGGAUUCAGAACUCAACACAACAAAUACACUUACAUCAAAGAAUGUUGAAUUUAUAAGCGAAUUGAUUUCUGUAUUAAAUGUUAGCUCAAUGGAUGAAAUUCCAGCUGAAAUUACUCGUUUAAUACAACUGCAAGCAGAUUACAACAAAUUACAGCAGCAGUUGCAAAAAGAAUCUGCAUCUGGUAACAAUUCCAAAAACAUUAAAGAACAAGCAGUUAUUACAAAGUUAACUAAACUUCUUAAGAUUUGGGAUAUUAAAAACGUUGGCCUAAAUCCAGAAUCCCCAUUAAUUCCUUUAUUGAAUUCCUUAAACGGUUGGAUAUCGCUGAUGACUCAACCAGAUUUUAAUCAAAGGGCGAUGGAUGAAGCUGUCCAUGAAUUACUUGAAGUACUUAAUAAUCUUGCUGAAAGCAAAUAA
Molecule: messenger RNA, 630 nt
Organism: Trichomonas vaginalis G3
Lineage: Eukaryota; Parabasalia; Trichomonadida; Trichomonadidae
Exons: 1
Coding region: 1-630 (209 amino acids)
Source: RefSeq, a predicted model, not a curated record